AUGAACGCCAGGAAGUUGAGCAGUGAAGUCUGGACCAAACCUCGGACUGAUUCUCCACCUCUGAACAUUCGAUUACGAGUUGGCAAGGCUCGCCGCGCUCAUCCUUACUGGUACGCUCGUGUCAUUGGCAUCUUCCAUUGUCUGGUUCGGCAUCGAGGUUUGGAUGGUUCGGAUGGAGACUUCCAGCGUGUAGAGUUCUUAUGGGUACGCUGGUACACUGAUCCUGUGAACGAGUGCGGCUGGGCAAAGAAGCGGCUCCCUCGUCUUCGUUUUGUCCAGCACGACAAGCCCGACGCUUUUGGUUUCGUAAACCCUGCAGACGUUAUUCGCGGGAUUCACAUCAUUCCGGCAUUUUACUACGGUCGUACAUCCUUGAUCCUGCCCAAUCCCUCCUUGGCUCGUGCAUGCGGUCGAGAUGCGGAAGUUGAAGAAGACGACUGGGAGUUCGCUUAUGUGAACAUGUUUGUGGAUCGUGAUAUGGUGAUGCGCUUCCGUGGCGGAGGUAUCGGCCACCGCAGCACC
This is a messenger RNA of Stereum hirsutum FP-91666 SS1, 522 nucleotides long. RefSeq lists its product as uncharacterized. The record is from RefSeq and is a predicted model, not a curated record. The annotation marks the transcript as partial. NCBI's taxonomy places the organism in Eukaryota, Fungi, Basidiomycota, Agaricomycetes, Russulales, Stereaceae. The transcript has 2 exons.